Molecule: messenger RNA, 1758 nt
Organism: Alosa sapidissima (American shad)
Lineage: Eukaryota; Metazoa; Chordata; Actinopteri; Clupeiformes; Clupeidae
Exons: 10
Coding region: 364-1563 (399 amino acids)
Source: RefSeq, a predicted model, not a curated record
ACUGACCUGCCCUCAUGGCGAGCACCCGGAUCCAGCUGUUUGAUGUUAAUCAGCGGACCCUGUCGAUGUGGUGAUCAGGUGGUGCCCUCUGGCUCCCAGUCUAUGGAAGAGCUGGGCAACACGGUGGUGGGGUUUGCUAUCUGGAUUGGGUACGACAGCUGACGGUGGUAGCUGAGUCCAGGAUAGGCCGUCUGAGGAGCUAGGUGCCUCCUCCUCGGAUCCACCACCUGACGCUGUAGUGCCUGAGCGCUGAGGUCAACUCUCCCCGCACGUACAGGGGCACCCCACCAGCCGUGGCCUUCGUCUACUAAAUUCUGCUCCGACUGAAUUUCGUUAAAGUUCACAGAUGCACUCCCUAAGACAAUGUCUUUCCACCCAGCGUUCCGCUUUGAGCCCUCAUCCUCUGAGCUCACCCUUCGGCCCUCUGCAGCCGCUGAAAUAUUUCUCAAGCAGGGCUCUGCCAGUGGCGGGCAGGUGAAGAGGGCCGAUGUGGUUCGAGCCGAGGCGAGGGCAAGAGCCUGGAGCAAACACGGGGACCUCAGUGAACAAGCGGUGCUGGCCGAAAGUGAGCUCCAGAUCGGCCAGUACCGCGGCCAAACCUUCCAGUGGCUGCUGAGUAACAAUGUGGGGUACGCCGUCAAAAUCUUGGCGUCCCACCAGAAGGAGAGAGAGGGAGGGGACACCACAACUACGCCCCAGAUGCUGAACAAGGACGCCCUUGCCUCCUACGCCGGGCUGUACCCACCCAUGGUGACGCCCGUCGCCAGGCGUAGGUUGUGCGAGGGCUCCCUGUCUGCAGGGGCGGGGCUGGGCGACAUGCUGGUGGGGUUUGGUGCGCACAGCCAACGCACCUACAAGUCCCUGUAUGACACGCGGGACCAAGAGAGUCGAACCUACGUGGCAUGGAUUCGGAAGCAGAAGGUGGGAGCUCGGUCCAGGAUGGAGGCCCUGAAAAUGUAUGUGCCGGCUCGGGACAAGGAGCCCAAGACCGCACCUGAGCCAGCACAUGUCCUCCCACCACCAGGCGCCUCCUCCUCGGACCCGAGCGACACUGAACUACUUGCUGCCGCCGCCGUCGAGGUCGACUCUCCCUCUCCGCAUGUACAGGGACGCCCCACCAGCCGUGGUCCCCUCUUCCUCUCUCUCAACAGCCACUGGAAGGACCAGGAGUGGCUCUUCAGCAGACUGCCUCCGGCAAAGAGCUGCUUCCCCUCAGCUGGAGGCAGACGCUUCCUGAAGAGCAGCAGGAGUGGGUGGGCUGAAGCUGUGGUGGUAUCCGCCAGGCGCCCGGCCCCUCUACACGCAGCCCCCGCCUUCUUCCAGCGCCCAGUCUUUCUGUGGAUGCCCUACAGGAUGUGGGCAUACCACCUCACGUGCCCUGCCUGUGGGCGCAGGACUAUACAGGACCGUCCGGAGGGUCCUGGACAGGAGUGGGUGGUACCAUAUGGGUACAGAUUAUCUUCAGUGCCCCUCCUGUCACAAGAAGGUCGCAGGCUGGUCGCAGGACAUCUUGGAGCAGCUGGACAUCGAUGGCGCACCGCGAACAAUUUCCAGCUGUUCUGACGUACAAGUUGUCCUGCGACAGAGCGGUGAGUGGGCUGCUAAAGGAGCGCACCUUGGGCAACGGUGUGGCUCGCCUCCCUGGUGGAGCAGCACACCAGGAAGUGGAUGGCGCGGUCGAUGCAAUAUCUUUCCGUGCUCCGCAAAGCUGAGGGCACGGAAAGAUAUUGCAUCCGGAGCGGUACCGCAAAGGCCCCA